This is a messenger RNA of Neurospora crassa OR74A, 2579 nucleotides long. RefSeq names its product fructose-2,6-bisphosphatase. Gene Ontology annotation, cellular component: cytosol. The coding region runs from base 783 to 2126 and encodes 447 amino acids. Gene Ontology annotation, molecular function: fructose-2,6-bisphosphate 2-phosphatase activity; ATP binding; 6-phosphofructo-2-kinase activity. Gene Ontology annotation, biological process: fructose metabolic process; fructose 2,6-bisphosphate metabolic process. The record is from RefSeq and is a predicted model, not a curated record. The transcript has 4 exons. Lineage: Eukaryota; Fungi; Ascomycota; Sordariomycetes; Sordariales; Sordariaceae.
CCAAAGUUAAUGAUUACGACAACCAAAGGGAAGUUGUUCAGCUCUGCUUGUGGAUCCCCAAAGAGGAUGAGUUCAGUUUGGAUUUCGUAGUAACCAAGGUACCGUACAUGGACUGGUACGUACUGCGGCAACAGGAACCGGCCAUGGCCCAGGGCAGCUCUUGCUAAACAGGUACAUCCAUCCAUCCGUUACCAUUACCUUAUCCUUAUCGAUCAAUACAUAGUGUACCUACUGUCAUAUUCCCGUUUCCAUUCUUCAGCAUCCUUCUUCUCCUCUUCACCUAUUACCUACCUACUUUUCUUCCCCUUUACUACUACUUCUUCUUCCCUCUCAUCUUACUUCUUCGUCUUCUUCUUCUCCUUCCACAGCAUUUUUCGCCGCUGCCAUUGCUGUUGCUCGCCAGAGAUCGUCCCCGAUCCCCGUUCGGUUCUAGUCUCGCCGCCGCUGCCAUCGCAUCCGCCAACGACGUCCAGACUUGCCAUCCCCACGUUUCCACCGGCAACGCCCUGCUACGUCGACGAACAGGUACCUGGAAAGCCUUUGCGCAAUACCGGCCUACCAACUGCCCUUGUUGUCAGCCAAGAAGUCCCCGGACACUGGCACUACCCCAACUCGACUUGCCUCACGCGAUCAACUACUUCACCGUACUUGUCAACGACACUUGAUCAGGACUACAAGAACACGACGACUGCGCGCCCAAUUCCGUGGCUACAUGUACUCGCAGCGUUUCCUGCCCUUCCCCGACCUCGACCUUUUCCCAGCACACCAGCACAUCAGCAACCAUGGCCCCUAGGACAAACGGCAUUGGUGUGCAAGUUGAGAACACCCGCAUCUGCGUGGUGAUGGUGGGUCUCCCGGCCCGUGGAAAGAGCUAUAUCGCACAGAAAGCGCAACGCUAUCUUGCCUGGCUCUCGAUCCCCGCCGCUACAUUCAAUGUCGGCAACUACAGACGCACAGAUGCCCCCCAACCGCCCGCCGACUUCUUUGAACCCAACAACCCGGAGGGAGAGCGCAAGCGUCGCGCUGCUGCCGAGGCUGCGGUAGCCGACAUGCUCAGGUGGUUCAAGAAGGGAGGAGUUGUCGGCAUCCUCGAUGCCACCAAUAGCACAAAAGAGAGGCGCAAAUGGGUGCUCGAUCUCAUGACCCAAAACAACAUCGAGGUCAUCUUUGUCGAGUCCAAGUGCGACGACGAGAACAUGAUUAUGGCCAACAUCCGCGACGUCAAGACCACCAGUCCCGAUUACCAGGGCCAAGACCCCGAAACCGCAGCGCUCGACUUCCGCAAUCGCAUACGCAACUACGAAAAGGUGUACAAAUCGCUUAACCAAGACGGCGACGAGGAGGAUUUGACUUUCCUCAAGAUUAUGAACGUGGGGAAGCAAGUCAUCAUCAACCGCAUUCGCGACUACCUGCAGAGUCGUAUUGUGUACUACCUCAUGAACUUGCACAUUCGCCCUCGAACAGUAUGGCUUUCAAGGCACGGCGAGUCCAUGCUCAAUCUCGAAGGCCGUAUUGGUGGCGAUGCCGAGCUAUCGCACAGAGGUGAAGAGUAUGCGCGGAAGCUCCCCGAGCUAGUAAGAGAAUCCGUUGGUAGCGACCGCCCUUUGACAGUAUGGACAUCAACACUAAAGCGCACCAUUGCCACGGCACGCCACCUGCCAAAACAUUACAAUCAGCUACAAUGGAAGGCCCUGGACGAGCUCGACGCCGGCGUGUGCGACGGCAUGACGUACCAAGAGAUUGCGGACAUGUACCCGGAUGACUUCCAAGCGCGCGAUGAAGACAAGUACAACUACCGGUACCGCGGAGGCGAAAGCUACCGCGACGUGGUGAUCCGACUGGAGCCCAUCAUCAUGGAGCUGGAGCGUAGUGAGGACAUUCUCAUCAUCUCGCAUCAGGCUGUCAUUCGCUGCAUAUAUGCAUACUUUAUGCAAAAACCGCAAGAAGAAAGCCCCUGGGUUCCCGUGCCGUUGCACACACUGAUCAAGCUGACACCGAGGGCGUAUGGGACCGACGUGCAGACUUACAAGGCCAACAUCCAGGCUGUUAGCACGUGGAGAGGAAAGGGAAGCACGGCAAAGCAUGAGGACCCUAGUCCCGAGAAGAGUCUAUUCCAGACCCACUAGGAGACGGAAAAAAACGAAGGAGGAUAACGAAAGACUACAUACACAUACACAAGGACGUUGAUAUAUAAUACCCCCUAUUACUACUAUCAUAUACCACGCUACGGUACAAUACGAAGUUGCGGGUUCUUUUUACAGACGUUGGGAAAACAUUUGGUCCCAAAGAAGGGUUUGGUUUGGUUUUCUCUAUUUCUUUUUCGAGCGACGGCGGCACCAAAAAGCAGCGCGCGAAAUCAAAAGAGAGACGGGAGUGGGUUGCGGUCGCGGCUGGGCCUGGGCCGGUUGGAGUUCUUUUAGGUGGCUUGGGAUUGGAAUUCUUUUAUCAGUUUGACUAUUCCGAAUGAUGUGUUGUUGCAGUAUGUGUAGCGGUAUGUGUGACAGGCAGAACGAGUUUUGGUUGACUUGACCAUUAGCGAGAUAGGUAGCAUAACGAAAAAAAGACACUCUCAGCACUUG